Messenger RNA from Dendronephthya gigantea, 6560 nucleotides. RefSeq names its product myoferlin-like. The transcript is spliced from 58 exons. Gene Ontology annotation, cellular component: membrane. Gene Ontology annotation, biological process: plasma membrane organization. The coding region runs from base 85 to 6273 and encodes 2062 amino acids. Lineage: Eukaryota; Metazoa; Cnidaria; Anthozoa; Malacalcyonacea; Nephtheidae. The record is from RefSeq and is a predicted model, not a curated record.
UAAAGAGCUAUUUCUCGAAUGGGUGUGUGGUGAAUAAUCUUACUGAUACACGAGCAAUCUUCGCUGUUCGAAUCGGCCUGGAAGAUGUCGGAGUACAUGCUAUACGCCACCGACAUUUCGGCAACGAAUUUGCCGAACGUCGAAAGAUUUGGAAAGAGCGAUCCACUCUGUGUUAUAGAGUUUCAAGGCACCAAGGGAAAAACUGAGGUGAUUGACGACGAGCUGAAUCCAGUAUGGAAAGAGAAAAUUGAGAUUGAUCUUCAAGGGAAGCCAUUAUCUUCAUCAGACAGUCUGACAAUCAAAGUGUUUGACCACGAGAAAAUUGGAUCAAAUAAACUUCUUGGACAGUGUACAGUGAAGUUGAAAGAUUGUGUAAAAGCAAAGACUCAACAAGUCACUCAGAAAUUGCAAGAUGCGAAAGGUCAACCCUCCGAGGCGCAAAUUAGCUGCAAGUUGAACUACAAAUGCCCGGAAGAAAAGCCUGCGCCGUCCGCUGGCGGUGGGUCAGCGGAGGAAGGCGAAGAAGAAGGUGACGAAGGCGACGAAGGGGAUGAGGGUGAUGAAGGUGAUGAAGGUGAAGGAGGUGAGCCUGGCGCUCCUGGGGCGAAAAGGAAACGAAGGAAAAAGAGAAAGAGAAAAGGUCACGAUUUGCCGAACAAGCCAACGGACUUCCAGAUUCGUAUCAAGGUGGUUGAAGGUCGUCAGUUAUCAGGCGGAAAUAUCAAUCCGGUUGUAAGAGUGACUGUCGGUGAUCAAGUAAAACAAACCAGAGUUAAAAAGUCGACGAACAGACCUUAUUACAAUCAGACAUUCUACUACAACUUUGGGAACAUUACACCGGACGAGCUCUUUGAUAAGAUCGUGAAAUUUGAGGUUUUUAACUCUCGAACGCUCAGAUCCGAUGCUUUGAUUGGAUUCUUCAAGUGCGAUGUUGGUCUGAUUUACGAAGGCAAAGAUCAUGCGUUGCUCAGAAAAUGGAUUCUUCUCACCCAACCAGAGCAACCAGAAGCCGAUGCUCAAGCGCCUCCGGACGAAGAAGGAACCAAACAGGAAACCACAUCGCUCGGCGGAUCUCCUGCUGGAUACGUCAAAACAUCGAUGGUCUGUAUUGCACCUGGACAAGAUCCUCCGUCUCUUGAUGAAAGCACAAAAGAUGACACAGCCGAAGACAUCGAGUCCAACCUACUGCAGCCUGCCGGAGUCCAAUUGCGACCAGCCGUGUUCAGACUGAAAAUCUUCCAUGCUGAAGAAUUACCACAAAUGGAUACAUCAAUUGGAGAAAGUGUUAAGAAGUUCUUUGGCUUUGGAAAGGAUGCAAAAAUGAUGGUGGAUCCGUACGCUAAAUUCUCAUUUGCUGGAAAAUCGGCACAAACGGACAUCGAGACGGAAACAGACAACCCAAUCUUUAACACAGUCUUGAGUGUCCCAUUCCAGUUCCCGUCAAUGUGUGAGAAAUUGAAAGUACAAUGUUAUGAUUGGGAUCGUAUAACGGGAGACGACAUCAUUGCGACAGCCUUCAUUCACAUGUCUGAAAUCUCUGGUCAAGGAGAGGAAGGUAGAAAUCAUCGGUUAUCAACGCUUGUACCUUUGUGUCUAGCAAUUAUGAUCGGGAUUUCACGGUCAAUAUACUUUGUUCCAGGGUUCCUUCCUGUUUACGGACCAUGUUUUCUCAACAUGUAUGGCUCUCUUCGUGAAUUCAGCGAACUUGGCGAUGAAUACGAAGAUUUGAACAAAGGAAUCGGUGAAGGUGUUUGUUAUCGUGGACGUGUUUUGGUUCAGCUUGAAACCCAGUUGGACGCUGAAAUCGAAGAUGAGGUGGCAGAGAUUCCUCAAGAAGAUGUCGCACUUGUUCAACCUUUCUUACGACGACGCAAAUACAAGCUUUAUGCUUGCUUUAUGGAAGCCACAAUGAUCGCCAUUGAUGACUCGCCUGUCGAGUUUGAAGUCAGCGUUGGAAACUACGGUAACAAGCUCGAUCGUUCUGUGGAACCAUCUUGUUCCACAACUCCACCAACCAAUCCUGUAUUCGAUGGCGAGUUUUAUUAUUAUCUGCCGUGGGGAAACGCGAAACCAUGUGUCAACGUUGAAUCCCAUUGGGAAGAUAUCGCGUUCCGUUUAAAUCCUUUGAACGCGCUAAAGAAAGUUGUGGCUAGAUUGGAAGCCAAUGUGGAGAAGGUUAAUAUCAGUGUCCAGUCGAAAGCACCAACAGCCGAAACUGCCACAAUUCUUAUCGCUUUGCUUGACCAACUCAUCAAAGAUUGCAACACUCCAUUACCUCAGUUUGAUCUGAGCAUGAUGGGUGUCACUCGAUUGGACAUGAAGAACCAAGAAAUCCGUAUUGAUGAAAUGGCUGCCAUCGCUGAAGAAGCAACAAAACUCCGAGAAUGUGCCACGGACGUACAAGAGGCUUUGAGUGAAAUACAAUCUUACCUUACACGUUUGAAGGACGUCGCUGUGGAGCCUCAAAACAGCAUGCCUGAUAUCGUUAUUUGGAUGAUAAGUGGAAGCGAUCGUGUCGCCUAUUACAGAAUUCCUGCCUACGAUUUGCUGUUUAACAACAAUCCAGAGUAUUCUGGACAGUUCUGUAAAAAAGUUCUUGAUCUUGAGCUGAAGUAUCCUGGCAAGAAAGGACGUAAUACAAAGGAUCAUCCCGAGUUACCUGCAUUGGUUCGUUGUAUCUUGUGGUUUGGCUUGGACUCUGACUCUCAGGAUUGGACGGGUGUUCACGAUGAAGGAUCAUUCACCGUUUUUGCCGAGACGUAUGAAAAUCAACAAAAUGUUCUCAGCAAAUGGACCAGCAAGGCUCUGAUGCGACCCAAGUUUUCUGACUCAAAAGGCGAUUUCAAACUACCAAAAGACAAAUUCAUUCCUCCGGAUGGAUGGGGCUGGGACGGAGACUGGUUCUUGAAUCCAGAACUCAGCACAAACGUUAGCAAAGAUGCUGGUCGCAAGGUCUUCCUCGAAGACACGUUUGAAUGUGAGGAUAGAAAUAUUCCUGGCGGAGCAUGGGCACCAGCCAAAGUUCCUUGGCAAGAAAUAAAUGGAGAUGCUUGUAUCGACUUACAAGGUGAAGCGAUCAAAUCGCGUGAACAACUCGGUGCUCCGAACGGCUGGGAAUGGACCCAAGAUUGGGUGGUUGACAGCAACAGAGCAGUGGACGAAAACGGUUGGGAAUACACCAUUGAUUCUUCGUGGACUGGUUUUGGUCCAGUGGAGAAAACGUAUCAUCUUUGUAGGAGAAGACGCUGGGUUCGUGAGAGAAAGUUGGUAACAGAUCUGCGAAAAGUUGAAGCAGAGAAGGCUCGUGCAGCUCAACUUGCUGCCGAGGGCUGGGAAUAUGCCAAAGUAUUCACUGCAAAAUUCCACGUCAAAGAACGAACUAUGGACUUGGUGCGAAGACGCCGUUGGCACAGAAAAUUGGUUCAGAAAAGCGACGUUGCUGCUGCUCCUGUUUUCAAGAUGGACGUUGGCGAUAAAGAAGAUGAAUCCGAAAACACGAUGAAUUCUCCGCGAAUGUUCCUGACUUACGAUAAACCUCAUCAGUAUCAGCUCCGCGUGUACAUCUAUCAAGCACGUGAUCUUGUUCCUUCGGACCAAGAUGGAUAUUCAGAUCCAUAUGUCAGAGUCGUCUUUGGCAACGUUUGUCAAACCACGGAGCCGUUGGAAAAGACUUUAUGCCCCACUUGGGACCAAACUCUGAUAUUCGAAAAUGUUGGCAUCCAUGGAUCUGUCCAGAGCGUUCUUGACAAUCCUCCGAAUAUUUUGAUGGAGAUCUUCGACGAGGAUAAAGUGGGUAAGGACGAGUUCCUUGGCCGCGCACGUGCUGAGCCCGUGGUUCGUGUGAACGGAAGUGAAGGCGGCGCAGCUCGUUUGGCCUGGUACACAGUUGAGAAGGAUGGCGGCUAUGCUGGAGAUAUUUUGGCUGCGUUUGAAUUAUUUUUGGACGAAGGCGCCGAACUGCCUUUCGCUCCACCAAUGCGCGGAGAUUUUUACCUUGUUCCGAAUGGAGUCAGACCUGUGUUACAAAGAACUGCUCUAGAGGUCAUGUGUUGGGGGUUAAGAAACAUGAAGAAAUAUCAGCUGACAAGCGUGUCAUCCCCAAGCAUCGACUUUGAAAUUGGCGACCAGAAAAUCACCUCCACUGUCAUUAAGAAUUUGAAACGAAAUCCAAACUUUGACCAGCCAUUGUUCUUCUUCGAUGUGUACCUUCCAAAAGAAGAGAUUUAUUCCCCUCCUUUGCGUAUCAAAGUUCGCGACCAUCGAACAUUUGGUCGAGCACCAGUGGUUGGAACUCAUUUGGUGAAGUCUUUGGCGCCGUUCCGUCGUGAAGUACCACAAGAGGACAACAACUCCGACAUCGUUCCUUCAGGUGACCAGGUCGAUGCCGCGCCAGCCACAGCUGUGGUUGAAAUGAAAGAAGAAGCAAAGGAUCCAAAGGAAGAUGAACAAAUCGAUUGGUGGUCUAAAUUCUACGCCUCAAUUGGCGACGAGGAGAGAGCAGGAGAAUACAACGACAAGGGAUACGACAAACUCACGGUGUACCCAGGACCUCUUGAGAGAGUUGAAGAAUUUGGAGGUCUCUGCGAUUUCCUUGACACCUUCUCAUUGGUCCGUGGAAAGAAGAAGAAACGGCCUGACGAUGAUGAUGAAGAAGUGGGAGAAUUUAAGGGAACGUUCCGCGUGUAUCCAUUACCUGCAGAUCCAAAUGAACCUUUGCCACCAAAAGCCAUUAGAAACUUACCUCCGUCUGAGCCUAUUGAAUGUAUUGUGAGAGCUUACAUUAUUCGAGCCAUUGAUUUACCACCUCAAGACAACAGUGGUCUGGCUGAUCCAUACAUAAUCAUUUCUCUUGGAAAACAGAAGUUUUCAAGCCGUGAUAACUAUGUUCCAAAUAGCUUGAACCCAGUCUUCGGCAGCAUGUUCGAAUUUACUGCCAAGAUCCCAGUGGAUAAAGAUCUCUCGAUUUCUGUGAUGGAUUACGAUCUGAUCAGCUCGGAUGAUCUUAUUGGUCAAACGACAAUUGAUUUGGAAAACCGUUUCCUAACCAAACAUCGUGCCAUCUGUGGAUUACCUGAAUCUUACUGCGAAACUGGUCCUAACAAAUGGCGUGACAUGCAGCUUCCCACGGAGAUCUUGGAUUCUUAUUGUGAAAAACGAAGUUUGGGGAAACCACGAUACAAUGGCGACACGAUAGUCAGAGUCGAUCACAAGGAUUACACCUUGGAAGAGUUUGAGGAUGGGAUUAUUCUGCAUCAACAUCUGGGAGCGACACGUGAACGCUUGGCUCUGCAUGUCCUCAACUCGUUUGGUGAAAUCGUGCCAGAGCACGUCGAGACAAGACCACUUCACACAGCCAUACAACCCGACAUGGAACAGGGUAAACUACAAUUGUUUGUUGAUGUUUUCCCCAAACACAUUGGUGCGCCAAAUGAACCCGUUGAUAUUGGACCUCGAGUUGCCUCUAAGUAUGAACUUCGUGUCAUCGUCUGGAACACAUCUGAUGUUUAUUUGGAAGAAAGUAAUCUUGUUGGUGAACAAAUGAGUGACAUUUAUGUAAAAUGUUGGAUAGCUGGAAUUGAAGAUAAAUUGAAGACGGAUACCCAUUAUCGAUCUUUGAACGGUGAAGGUAACUUCAACUGGCGUAUGUUGUUCCCAUUUGAUUAUCUCGAAGCUGAGAAGAUAAUGGUGGUAAAGAAGAAGCUUCAUUUCUGGAGUUUGGAUACGACUGAAGAGAGGCUCCCACCUCGUUUGGUUAUUCAGAUUUGGGACAACGACACAUUCAAUCCUGAUGAUUUCAUAGGUUCGGUUGAGCUCCCCUUGGAUCAAUUGCCGACGCCAUUUUCAAAACCAAAGAAGAUCAAGGACAUUAACUGUCUCGAAGGCAGAAAGACAACGUCUUUGUUUGAUGUGAAGCAAACGUUCGGUUGGUGGCCCGUAUUUGGCGAAAUUGAGACGAAAGGAAAGAAAGAGCCCGCUUUGAUGGGGAAGAUUGAGCUGACGAUGGAGUUACUGAAUGAACAAGAGACCCUGGAGAAGCCAACUGCCAAUGCAAGAGACGAACCAAACGCACAUCCCACAUUGUCUGAACCAAAUCGUCCAGCCACAUCCUUCUUCUUCCUUACAUCACCCUGGAAAUCGUUCAAGUUCAUCAUUUGGAAGAACUUCAAAUGGUAUAUCAUUGGCUUUAUUCUUCUACUCCUAUUGAUUGGUAUCAUCGUUCUCUUCCUCUAUGCAAUGCCUGGUUACACCGUUAAGAAGAUAUUCAAGGUCUAAACACAGUGGCGAAGAAGCCAGAACUAAAUAAUAAAGUUCGUAGUUAGUGAGUACCCUAGAAUUGAACAAUUUUAUGCUUUCAUUUUAACAAUUGUCUACCUCAGAAUGCAUGUUCGUCUAUAUAUUUAAAGGGAGUACGCUUGUCUUCAAAGAUGGAGCGGUGCAUUCCAUAUAGUGUUUGAUUUUUUUCUUUGAUAUAGAAUUAAUAAACAUUAACGUAUUGUGAUUUAGCAAGUUAAACUUUCUGGUUAUGCAAAAUUGAAUUAAAUUAAUAAUUGAUACUCUUA